GAGUCGAAAUUUACUAACAAAACUUGACAAUUAGGUGCGGGAAGCGCAUGGCGGAAAACAUGCAACGUAUUUUGUUACUUCUCAAUGCUUUGAUACUAAAUUAACAUGCACGAAAAACGGUAUAGCUUCGUGCUGUCCUUAUUCUUAUUAAUUGAUUGCGGCAUGACAGAAGAAUCAUCAAAAUCGAUAAUAGAAAAUUUUAGGGAGAAAAGACAAGUCAACGGUCUACCACUUGUUUAUCCUUACGGAGGCACUUAUAAGCUGCUAAUCGGCUUCGCGGCUCCGGUACCCAACGACGACCACAUCAAUCUCCUCUUCUCAGCCAACUACCAGUACCAGUACCUUCAGUUUCAAAACAUAUCACAACUCUCCCAGUACUAUUUCAUCAACACAGUCUCGCGGGAGCAGAGAGAUGCCGAUCUCGUAUCUAGAAGAGAUGAGAGGAUUGUCUUUUAUAACUCUGUGGCUGAUUUGCUGGAAAUGAAAGGGAUGAACGGCCAAGACUGUGUGCUCAGAGCUAUUUGCGAAGCAGCUCAAUAUCCGGUCCUCGAGGAAGCGCUAGUUGGGGAGAUCUUACAUGUAUUGUUAACACCAGACUACGGCCAUUCACCCUUCGAAGAGCAGGAUCAAGACUGGCAGGAAGCGAUGUCAAUAUACACGGAUGCGGCGACCGCCGGGCGACAGAUGUUCGACUGUGGCUACAUAUACACCGGCUGUCCACAGGGACAGGGGAUACUGGAUAUUAUCAGCACACUGAGGGAUGAAUAAAGGAAUGUACCUACA
Messenger RNA from Maniola jurtina (meadow brown), 783 nucleotides. RefSeq lists its product as uncharacterized. NCBI's taxonomy places the organism in Eukaryota, Metazoa, Arthropoda, Insecta, Lepidoptera, Nymphalidae. The transcript has 5 exons. The record is from RefSeq and is a predicted model, not a curated record. Bases 106 to 768 code for a protein of 220 amino acids.